This is a messenger RNA of Branchiostoma floridae (Florida lancelet), 1170 nucleotides long. RefSeq names its product protein LTO1 homolog. The coding region runs from base 273 to 698 and encodes 141 amino acids. The transcript has a single exon. The record is from RefSeq and is a predicted model, not a curated record. Lineage: Eukaryota; Metazoa; Chordata; Leptocardii; Amphioxiformes; Branchiostomatidae.
UCGAGACUCGAUGCAAUCAGAGAUUUUUGAUCAUAGCUACUUAUUUGUAGCAAGAUUCAGUUCUUGGCCUUUCGUGUCAAAAUCAUGUAUGAUAUUUUGCGGGGGAUAAAUUGCAAACUUCGUAGUCGUUAAAUGAUGCAAAAUAUAGUUUAUUGUGUAUAUUUUAAGGAAAUGUAUUUUUAAGGGGAAAACUUCCGGCAUGUGAUUAAAACUUUUUAUGUCGCGGAACCGGUUGCUAAGUUUACUAAAGUUCCUCAGAGGGGACCCCCAAAAUGGCGACAGCUCGGGAACAUGUGGAUCCUUUGGACGCUGCUUUCGACGACAUCUUCCUUGCCGAAGAGAAGUUCACAAACCAAGGCUACCAGGAGGGAUUCGAGCUUGGGAAGAAAGCAGGGAUAGAGGAAGGACGCGUCAUGGGGAUCAGCCAGGGCAGAUCUGUGGGAUCAGAAGUUGGGUUCUAUCACGGAUUUGCUUGCUCAUGGAAAGUUAUUUUGGAAAGCGACUCUUCCAAAGGACCUCGAGCACUGAAGGCUGUAGACGCACUCUUGGAGCUGAUCUGGAGAAUACCCAUCCGGAACAAUGAGUAUCCUACUCUUACAGAAGACAUGGACAGGAUAAGGGCCAAGUUUAGACAAUUGUGUUCACUGCUCGGAGUGUCUGCUGACUUUGGUAACACUAAAACGUCACUUUCGUUUUAGAAAUGCGGAACCAAAGAUGUGCUUUCUCAAGAACUGCGUCAUACAAAAUCACAAAUGCAAGACAGUGGGACAGAAAACUCAGAUGAUCAAGAAAUUUUGAUUAUUUGAAGUUUGCUGUCAGCGCUUCUCAAUUGCAUAAUGUGCAAGUAUUUUUAGUUUUACAGCUAUCAUCUUACGAAAGAGAUUUGUAUGUGACAUCUGUCUGCCAAACUGUGCCUUUAUGAUGGGGAUCUGUUACUAUGAUAGCAACGGAUCGGAUUGAGCAAGACUGACGUUGUCGUCUUCUACAUGGAUAACCUGCUGCAACCUUGUCCUCAGAUGACCUCAGAUGACACUACAACUUACAAGUCCUUCUACACAACAACCCUGUCACAGUUUGUGAUACUAGUAACUGUGUAAGAGUAUACGGAAAGCCAAGCGGAUUUUAUGUAAUUUUUAUAUGACUUUUUCUCGCCACCAUGUUACGCAUACC